GCCCUCUUUACAAACCCAAGGUUGCGCUGCGGCUGUAGGCUUUUGCUCGUGUGUCUGUUGUGUAUGUAGCCUAUUUUCUCUAGACUUGUCUGAAUAAGGAAAUGUAAUAGGAAUCCAGCACCACUGAGUGUGAGUAGUGACUCGCCCUACAACUUAGGCUACUGUACUUUACUCCGUAAAUAAAAACCGUAAAUAAAAACUAGCUAUAAACGCACGUAUGAAUGCGUUGAUAUACCUGGACUAUUGCGGAAGAACCACGGAAGGUGAUAGCCUACAUUUACGCACGGAUUGGGAAUUCUGAUUUUUAACCAUGGGGAAAAGAGCCGCGCUGGCGACUUACGAUAAAGAGUUCAGCUUUGUCAGCCCAGUUGUCAAAUAUCUACUUUCCCUUUUUAACUUAAUAUUUUGGAUGAUCUCAUUGGUGUUGAUGUCUAUUGGCAUUUACGCGAGGAUGAUGAAACAUGCCGAGGCAGCCAUGGCCUGUCUAGCAGUGGACCCUGCCAUCCUACUGUUGAUCGUGGGGGUGCUCAUGUUCUUCAUCACCUUCUGUGGCUGUGUGGGCUCCCUCAGAGAGAACAUCUGCCUCCUACAGACAUUCUGCAUCUUCCUGACUAUCAUCUUUCUGCUGCAGCUAGCUGCAGGUGUCCUGGGCUUCGUCUUCUCAGAUAAGGCACGGAAUAAAGUGAGUGAGAUUAUCAACAAUGGCAUCGUUCAUUAUAGGGAUGACAUUGACCUACAGAACCUCAUCGAUUUUGGUCAGAAAGAGUUCAGCUGUUGUGGAGGUGUCACCUACACCGACUGGUCUCAGAACAUGUACUUCAACUGCACCACAGACAACCGCAGCCGAGAGCGCUGCUCUGUUCCCUUCUCCUGCUGCCUGCUGUCUAAAGAUGAGGCGGUCAUUAACACAAUGUGUGGUCAGGGGAUGCAGGGGCUGCCAUUCCUGCAGGCUGGUGCCUUCAUCCACACCAAUGGCUGCAUCGACAAGCUGGUCAACUGGAUCCACAGCAACUUGUUCAUGCUAGGGGGCAUCGCCCUGGGUCUGGCCAUCCCACAGCUGGUGGGGAUCCUCUUGUCCCAGAUUCUGAUCAACCAGAUAAAGGACCAGAUUGAGCUUCAGAACUACAACCUGCAGCACCGUACGGACCCUUGGUAGUAACCUAUUCAUGACCAGGACUAAGUCAUCAACCCUGGGGUCACCCAUGGGGUGUGGGAGUCUGGAAUUCUACCCCCUUCUGCUGGAUGGGGCUCAAGCUUUCAUGUAGAUGGUGUUCAUUUUCAAGGCUGCUUGAUCAUUUCAAUGGUGCAAGGACUGGCUUUGAGGCCAAAGAUUCUGGUUGGAUGAUCCACCAUUUGACAAGAGUCGAGACGUCGAAGUGGUCUGCUUUCUUUCUGCGUUCUUGAUUCUCUUGCGUGUCUAUUUUUGUUCAAUAUAUAUUCUAACCAACUGAGCUACCAGAACCAAUGGUUUAUUUCCUGAAUGGGUUGAUGUAGCUGAGGGACCAGACCCAUGUGAAAUGACUGAGAAACCAAGUUUCCGAAAAGGUCCAGAUGCCUGGACAGUGUGUCAAUGUGUGCUUGUUUCGUUUUAGCUCACCCAGUACCCUGGAUGGGUAGAGUUUUCACUUUAUGACCAAUGGAAUGGUCAAUGUUGAAACUCUGCCCACCCUGUGCCCCAGGGGAGCUAAAAGGAACUCAUCUAAUCAGGAAGUACUCCAGCCAGACUGCCAAUGGAGAACUCCUCCAUUCACACCUAUUCGUCAUUUGACUGAUCUCAAAUAUGGCACGAUCUGUAAUUUAUUGAAAAUAGAGAAAACCCAGCAAACGGAGUCCAAACCCUGCAAAAAUAAUGUAGACUCUGUCCAGUUACUUUUUUGUCAAUGCGGUUUACGACAUUGAUCUGUUAUCCAGUUAUCCCCUAAUACUCUCAUAGGGUUGAGAACAAGACAAUUCUCUCGACCCUUCUCAAAUAUGGAAGAGCAAACCCAAGUAAUGUAAUAAAGCUCAUUAGCUAAUGGUGUGUAUGUUAAAGCUCCCAACUGUAGUUUGCCAUGCAUGCUAUAACAAGUUUUAUAAACUGGGUCGUUUGAUCCCUGAAUGCUGAUUGGCUGAGAGCUGUGGUAUAUCAGACCGUAUGACAAAACCUUUCUUUUUACUGCGCCAAGUAUGUUGGUAACCAGUUUGUAAUAGCAAUAAGGCACCUCGGGGGUUUGUGGUAUGUGGCCAAUAUACCACGGCUAAGGGCUGUAUCCAGGCACUCCGCGUUGCGUCUUGCGUAAAAAAAGCCCUUAGCUGUGGUAUAUUGGCCAUAUACCACACCCCCUCGAGCCUUAUUGCUUAAAUAAAUCAUUGUACCUACAGCCUUUACAGUAAAGUGUUACCCAAUUGAUUUCUACACAUUUUAAGGGAUAUUCCAAUUUAGUUUUACAUCAAAUCCAUUCACAUAGUGUAAAUUGUUGUCCCCCUUUGCCUCCAGAACAGCCUGAAUUCUUCAGGGCAUGGAUUCUACAAGGUGUGGCGCUCAAACGUUUCUCAAUUGAUAUCAAGGGACUUAACAUGUGCCAGGAAAACAUAACCCACACCACCGCCACCAGCAUGUAUCGUUGACACUAGGCAAGGUGGGACCAUGGACUCAUGCUGCUUACGCCAAAUCCUGACUCGUUGGCCCAGAACAAUGUUUUGCCACUCCUCAGUCCAGUGUUGGUGAUGGCGUGCCCACUGGAGACAUUUCUUCUUGUUUUUAGCUGAUAUGAGUGGAACCUGGUGUGGUCGUCUGCUGCAACAGCCCAUCCGUGACAAGGACCGGCGAGUUGUACGUUUCCAGAGCGUGCCUGUUAGCUUGCACGAUUUUUGUUAUUCGCACCAUUCUCCGUAAACCCUAGACAAGCCCAGGAGACCGUCCGUUUCUGAGAUACUGGAACAGGCGUACCUGGCAUCGACGACCAUACCACGCUCAAAGUCACUCAGGUGACUCGUUUUGCCCAUUCUAACUUUCAAUCGACAAUAACUGAAUGCCCGAUGCCUAUCUGCAUGCUUUAUAUAGCAAGCCAUUGACAAGUAACUCACUGUCUGUAGGAGCGACCCAUUUCCGUGAACGGAGUGGUUUACCUAAUAAUCUGGCCACUAAGUGUAUAUUUCAAGCUAAAUGGACUGUAAAUACAUUCCUUUCAAUAAAGCAUAUCUUUUUGAUAUGAAGCAUUGUGGGUAUCCAUACAGACCAAUAAUGUAAUUGCAGUUUAUUACUCACUGAGCUACUAGGGGAUUUCCCCAUUUGAAAGCACAACAGAAAGGCCUGAUUUUAUAAUAAAGUCUUAUUUUCCGUAACGCCUUUUACACAAGCACUGGUGUUUAGAUUGGCAAGCGCUGCAACACUGGAGUUUACACUAAUGCUGUUACUCUCCAUAACAUAACCUUGUUAUGCCGUCGGCUAGCCCUGUUGGCAUUUCCCCUCACCGGGGUUGUGUUCAUUAGAGCACGCAACGGAAAAUGAAAUUGAGCGCUUCUUAUGGGACAAGUCCUGUUUUAGUCCGUUUUGUUCCUAAUGAACACGACCCAGCUAGGUCCACUGGGAAUACCAGUUUUUUUUUUUCUGAAAAUGUGGGUCAACAUACUGUUACUGGUCAAGACUACUGGUUAGCACUUUAUUUUACGGUACAGACGGGUGUGGAAUUCAUUCUAGAAACUGACCAGUGGCAGUUCUAGACCAUUUCAACUGGGGGGCCAAGCUGGGGCCAGUUGUACUGUUAGUGGGGCCAGUUACAUUAGACGUUAUUGUUGUCAUAUUGUUUUCUUCACUGCAUUGCAGGAAUUAGCAGGCAAAAGACCAUGUUCAUAAUCAUCAUCGUUGCCACUGCCUAAUAACGGAUGUAAAAAAAGAAUGAUAGCAAAAAUUUGUUAUGUAAAAAUGUUUUCAUACUCUACAUUUAGGGGGGCGACAAGGGGUUCCAAAAUUGUUGUCACAGAGGCAAUGCCCCCCCCAGAACCGCUAGUGGAACUGACCCAUAAUAAUCCUAAAAAUUAACAUUAAAAAACACAUUUUUACAUGUCAAAAUAAUUUUCCCAAUUCCCCUUAGGUACAGAGAGUAUUUACUUUGAAUGUACGUGGUAAAAUGGAUGUACGUGGUAAAAUGGUAAUUACUCUCUUAUGUAAAGACAAUAGCUUAUGAAUUCUAUAUUUGUUUCUUUGGGAAUCAUCACAACAAGCACUCCAAUCCAUGUAUCAGCUAGUUGGUUACCAAUUGUGUUGAAUUCAUGUAAUUAAGUGCCAGAAACUAGCCAAUGACACCAUUUCUAAUUGUCCUAAUAAACACCAGGUAAAUACCAGUGGAAACGGUGGUCUAAAA
Molecule: messenger RNA, 4343 nt
Organism: Salmo salar (Atlantic salmon)
Lineage: Eukaryota; Metazoa; Chordata; Actinopteri; Salmoniformes; Salmonidae
Product: tetraspanin-33
Cellular component (GO): plasma membrane
Source: RefSeq, a predicted model, not a curated record